GCUGGAGUUGUUUGCUCAAACAUCUUGCAGAGCCCCACGUUCACCUUGACCUCAUCACACUCUGCUGUCUCGCCUGGGGAGGCUGUUCAGUUCAGAUGUACCAAUCUAAACCCAACCUGCAUCUCUGCAAACUUCUCUUUGUACAAAAACGGGGAAUCAAUAAAAACUCAAACAGCUGAAUCUUCAGUCACGUUCAAUUUGACUGUGGAUUCCUCACAUCAGGGCCAGUAUAGCUGUGACUAUUCAUACCAUGGAAACAACAUCAUCACAUCACCUAGGAGCAGCUUGAUUAACAUUACUGUGGUGAACUUGCUGCAGCCUACUAUCUCCUUCAGUGCUCUUGAUGGAUGGUUCCACUGGUGGCUUCAAGGGUCAGAGGUAACCAGGGGCCACAGCUUCUCCGUCAGCUGCUCAACUCAACCACAGUAUCCAGGAGGCUCCUUCUACUUGGAGUUCAGUGGAUCCAGAACUGGAACUCAGCCAGCUGUUAACCACUCAACCACCUUCCUCUUUCCUGAGGCAGAUUUUGUCCACCAGGGAGACUACAGCUGUGUUUAUGAAGUAACCGUGUCUUCACGCAUCUUUAACUCUCCUACCACUGAACUCUUGGAUGUCACUGUGAAAGAGUCACCAAUUCCCUUCAUUGGUUCCGGAGUGGCAGCAGGACUGUUACUCAUAUUAGUGCCAAUCAUCGUUUUCUUUACAAAGAGAUGUAAAAAACAAAAAGGUCAGAUGGCUGUGAAGACGGAUCACAGAGUUUGUGCCAAAAACACAUACGGGACUGCCAGAGGGAAGAAUGAGGUGGAUUACGAAAAUGCCGAAACUAUUUUUCGCCAAAGAGAAGAUUCAGAUAAUUGUGAUGUGGACUAUGUCAAUAUGGAGGGUAAUGUGGGGAAGAUGGCACUGGACAAUGACUUUGCAGGGAACAAGAUGGACGAUGACAAAAAUGAUUACGAAAAUGCAGCAGUCACCGUCCACCAGAGGGAGGAUUCAGAUGACCCUGAUGAGGGCUACAUUGACGUACAAAAAAUGGCCAUGGACAUUCACUUUGAUGAUGAAAAUAUAUUGUGAAAACGUGAAGAAGUAUGGUAAAAAAUAUUUGUUAUCCAGUAUCACUUUAAUUCAAACAUGAAGUGCGACUGAGGCAUUUAUAAAUCAUAAAAAAGGCCUUAAAAGUCACUCAUCACUGGGUACAAUAACAUCAGCUCAGUCUAAAAAGGUGGUUCUCUGCAGCGCUGCGUUUGCAAGGUCCUCAAAAAUUCCAAAUAAACUAGCUUACUUAACUUGUUCCUAAUAAAAGAAUUAUGUAUGAAUGAACGAACAGUAGAAUAUUUGCCAUGCGAUCUGACUGCAGUAGCCCUAUUUUGCCUGUAUUAUUUUUAAAAGAAAGACAAUUCAGUGUUUUCUUUAAAUUAUUUAAAGUAUUCAAAUUUUUCAUGAUUUGCAAUGGACUUAUUACACUUAUUAUAUCUACGAGAAGCGUGUCCAUGGAUCACAACCUCUCGGCAUACUAGCAUUCAUGGUGGAGAGGCACGUGGAGGUAAUCUGUCCAUUACAGCUGCAUGCUACCGUCUCAGUUUAGUUGACUUUCUGUGAUGAACGUUAGCUUUUGAUUCUUUUGCUUUUUUUUAAUCUUUCUUCCUUCAGCAGAGCCACAUAUUAACUGUCUGAUGGUAUGAUGUGUUAACUAUAACAUAUUAAUGACCUAAUCAUUUUUCAUGUUGUGUAAUUAUGUUUCAACUGAAUACAUGCAUGGUUUUGGUGAUGUAGGCUAGAUUUCUCACGUAAAGUUUAAGUAAAAUCUAGAGAAUGGGUAAAGGUGGUCCCUCAGUAAUUCGUUUGGCCCCCAUCAAACAGAUCCUGUCAUAGUGACUGACUGCCAAAAGUUUGUCUGUCAGGUUGGAAUGAAUUCUUUCACGUCAAAAUUUUGUUUUAGGAAUCAUACUUCAACAAGAAUUUUCAUGUAUGACCUUCAUACGAAUAAAUCUGUGCAUACAAAUCUUGUAUAAA
Molecule: messenger RNA, 2010 nt
Organism: Colossoma macropomum (tambaqui)
Lineage: Eukaryota; Metazoa; Chordata; Actinopteri; Characiformes; Serrasalmidae
Cellular component (GO): membrane
Source: RefSeq, a predicted model, not a curated record